Molecule: messenger RNA, 2108 nt
Organism: Diceros bicornis minor
Lineage: Eukaryota; Metazoa; Chordata; Mammalia; Perissodactyla; Rhinocerotidae
Gene: PLA2G12A
Product: phospholipase A2 group XIIA
Exons: 4
Coding region: 81-629 (182 amino acids)
Biological process (GO): lipid catabolic process; arachidonate secretion; phospholipid metabolic process
Cellular component (GO): extracellular region
Molecular function (GO): calcium ion binding; A2-type glycerophospholipase activity
Source: RefSeq, a predicted model, not a curated record
GGCGCCGUCGCCUAGAGAGGAGCCUCGGGCGCCUCGCGCGGCUGCGGGACCCGUGGCCGGCGCGACCCGGCGCGGCGCGGAUGGCCCUGCUCCUCCUGCUCCUCCUGACGGCCGCCGUCGGGGGCCAGGAGGAGGCCCAGACCACCGACUGGAGGGCCACCCUCAAGACCAUCCGGAACGGCGUCCACAAGAUCGACACCUACCUGAACGCCGCGCUGGACCUGCUGGGGGGCGAGGACGGGCUGUGCCAGUACAAGUGCCGCGACGGAUCUAAGCCUGUUCCACGUUACGGUUAUAAACCCUCCCCACCGAAUGGAUGUGGCUCUCCACUGUUUGGUGUUCAUCUUAACAUCGGCAUCCCUUCCCUGACGAAGUGCUGCAACCAGCACGACAGGUGCUACGAGACCUGUGGCAAAAGCAAGAACGACUGUGACGAGGAGUUCCAGUAUUGCCUCUCCAAGAUCUGCCGGGAUGUGCAGAGGACACUGGGGCUAGCUCAGCACGUGCAGGCGUGUGAGACAACAGUGGAGCUCCUGUUUGACAGUGUGAUACAUUUAGGCUGUAAGCCGUACCUGGACAGCCAACGCGCCGCGUGUACAUGUCGCUACCAAGAAAAAACUGAUCUUUAAAGAAGAUGCUGACAGGUGGUGAUAGCAUGAGCAGCAGACAAGGAUGGAAGAACAUAACCUUUGACAAAGAACUAAGGUUUUUACAGCAUGAAGCUGCCUUAUUUUUGUGAAAGGAUUAUUUUAAGACCUUAUUUUGACAUUCAAACUAAAGAAAAAAAGUGGGGAAGGUUAUCUUCCUGGACAUCGCUCCCUAGUGUGCCCAAUUGUCUUGACCAGUCUCAGAAAGAGGUACAUGUUAAGGGGAGAAUUUUUGAAAGAAAAAGUUGUAACUCAAUUUUCACAACCACAUUUACCAAAAAAAUGAGAUGAAAUGUAAAAUUCAUCAAAAAGUAUGUUCAGCAUUAUUUUAUUUGGAAAUAUGGGGAGAUCUUCACUUAGAAGUAUAUUUGUUUACUAUAAAUUUUAAGUAUACGUUUAUGCCUGGAAGGAUCUGACUUUAUUUUUUUUCUGUUUUAAUUAACACAUAAUGUGCUGUUUUUCUGUAGCCCAUUGAGCAUAUGAAUGUCACACUUCUUUAAUGACAGGACCAGUUAGGAGGACAAGGUUUCCAUGUCUGUUUCUCUUGUAAAAUUGGAACCCUCAGCUGGUGACCUCUUAGGGAGCAAAACCAGGAUAUCUAGGUAUUACAUAAAUACCUGUACAAAAUUUGGAAGCACAACCACUCCCAUUUUAAGUUUUUACAGGCAGAACUGGGAAGAAGGAAAAUAUGUUCUGGAGAAGGGGCCAUAUUCCUAACUUGGAACAUCUGUCAUUGCUGAGAACCCAGUAGCUCCCCAACUGAGAUGGUGGCAGCUGUUCUGCUAAGAGACACGUCCUCGGUUAGACAAGGCGAGUGUAACCCUCAUGGCAAAGUGACCAAACUCUCCUCCAAUUUAAUGGUUGGAACCCUUAAUUGAUGUUUUUCAGACUUUUAAAAAGGUACAGUUUUAUAAGCCAUUAUCAAUAUUUAAUCUUCUUCCACGUUUACUAUUGAAAUACCUGACUUAUAAUAAAUUAAAGAAAUUAAUAAACUAAAGGUGUAACAAUAAAUUCAUGGAUUUUCUUGGCAGCAUUGACUUUCUCAAGAAGACAAGCUCAAAAUGUCUUUGUAAAAUAUUUAAUUCAUGGUCAUAAAUUAUAUACAAAAAAUCAGUAGAAGCUGUUUUUAUAUGUUAACAUGUUUGUUUUUUUAACCUGUUACCUCGGAAUCAUGUUAGAUUUGCAGAGUGCCCGCCCGGUGGCGCAAGUGGUUAAGUGCACACACUCCGCUGCGGCGGCCCAGGGUUCGCCAGUCCCGAUUCCGGGCGCGCACCGAUGCACUGCUUGGCAAGCCAUGCUGUGGUGGCGUCCCAUAUAAAGUGGAGGAAGAUGGGCACAGAUGUUAGCCCGGGGCCAGUCGUCCUCAGCGAAAAAAAGAGGAUUGGCAGAUGUUAGCACAGGGCUGAUCUCCUCACAAUAAAUAAAUAAAUAAAUAAAAGGUUAAGCAUUAAAAAAAAAAAA